AUGGCUCCCCCAACUCCAGUAUAUUCAAAAUCAGAUAUAUUUUCAAGAUAUAAUGACGUACUCGCAAAUCCUGAGAAAUAUCAAUGUCAUUUAAAAUCGAUAACACAGCAUGAAUGUACAUUUAAAGUAUCCCACGACAGACUGCAUCCCCCAGAGAUAAUUUGCUUGCCAUUCAAACGAAUAUUCCAAAGAUGCUUAUAUCCGGCUAUAAUAAAGGAAAAUGGAAAGAAAAAGAGAGUCGAGAAGUGGACAAAUAUUGAGAUCACUGAUCAGAAUUCUAAUAGAGAUUUGAUGGUAGUCCUGAAAUACGGUAAGGAUGUGAAAGACUUUUUGAAUGCUGAUAAGGAAUUGAAGCGACUUAUGGAGUCAGAAAUGAAUGAAAAUUCGUAA
Debaryomyces tyrocola is the source of this 390-nucleotide messenger RNA. Lineage: Eukaryota; Fungi; Ascomycota; Pichiomycetes; Serinales; Debaryomycetaceae. The record is from the annotation of a GenBank genome assembly.